Molecule: messenger RNA, 2097 nt
Organism: Rotaria socialis
Lineage: Eukaryota; Metazoa; Rotifera; Eurotatoria; Philodinida; Philodinidae
Source: the annotation of a GenBank genome assembly
AUGGCAGUUGAUAUUAAUAUACUUGCAGCUGGCUCCGGUCUCACCGGUUUAAUAUUGUACUUUGUGACUGGAGCACAGUGGUCAUCAUGGCAUUUAUUUACGCUUCCUAUUUUUACAUUUGUGUUCAUUGUUUUCACAUCAUUGAGUAUUAAAAAACGUUUCAAAGACUCAUCAAAAUCUCAACCAUCAACGAAAAAUAAUUCUGAUGAAAAAAAUGGUAUUACCAUCAUUUUUGGUUCUCUCAAAGGAAAUAGUCGAACAUUUGCUAAAUUAACUUCUGAAAAAUUAUCAAAUGAAUUCACUCGUGAAGUUAUUCUUCAAGAUUUGAAUGAUAUUACUGAUCCAGAAGAAUUUCUUCAAAUACAAGCUAAACAGCAACGAACACUGUUAAUAUUUAUUUCAACCUAUGAAGAUGCUACACCACCACCAUCCGCUAAAUGGUUUCUACUUUAUUUACAAGAUGCAGCAAUUGAUUUUCGUUUUUCAAAAAAUGAACUGGGAAAAUUGACUUACGCUAUUUUUGGAUGUGGAAAUUCAUUAUAUAAUGAGAAUUUCAAUAAAGUAGCAACAGAAAUCGAUCGAUGUUUAUCAGAAUUAGGAGCAAAAAAACUCUUAGCAACUGAAUUAGCUGAUGAAAAUACAGGCAAAAGUAUCUACGGAGGUCUCGAAGGACACUAUUCGAAAUGGUCAUCGAAGCUCAUAUCAGCUCUCGAGUCAAAAGCUACAGGAAAAUGUGAUUGUACAGCAAAUGAAGAUUCAGCGACUACAUGUUGUAAAUCGACAUCCACGAAUGGUCAUUCAAAAGAGACGAAUGGAACGAAUGAAGUAUUAAUCGAGAGCGAUGAUGAUGACGAAGGAGGAUGUAAAGAUGGUGAGGAGGAUGUUAUGGAUUUAGAAGACAUGGGUGAUUAUAUAGAAACGUCACUACCAACUAAAGCAAAGGGCCCACCAAAAGAGAUGGUAACUCCAUUGAUACGUAAGUCAUUGGAAAAACAAGGUUAUAAAAUCAUUGGCAGUCAUUCCGGUGUAAAAUUAUGUCGAUGGACCAAAUCAAUGUUACGAGGACGUGGAGGAUGUUAUAAGCAUACAUUUUAUGGUAUUGAAAGUCAUCGUUGUAUGGAAACAACACCAAGUUUAGCAUGUGCAAAUAAAUGCGUUUUUUGUUGGAGACAUCAUACAAAUCCCGUUGGUACCUCGUGGCAAUGGAAAACUGAUGAUGCUCAAACUGUGUGUCAAGGUGCCAUAGGCAAUCAUUAUAAAAUGAUUAACACAUUUAAAGGUGUUCCUGGUGUUUUACCUAGUCGACUUGCUGAAGGAAUGCAAAUUCGUCAUUGUGCUUUAUCGCUUGUUGGCGAACCAAUUAUGUAUCCACAUAUAAAUGAAUUGAUUGACUUACUUCAUGCGAAAAAGAUCAGUUCAUUUCUUGUUACGAACGCUCAAUUUCCUGAUGAAAUCAGAGUCUUACAACCGGUUACACAAUUAUAUGUUAGUGUUGAUGCUGGAACAAAAGAAUCAUUGAAAAAAAUUGAUCGACCAUUAUUUCGGGAUUUUUGGGAACGAUAUUUAGACAGCUUACGAGCAUUAAAAGCAAAAGGUCAACGGACAGUCUACCGAUUAACUCUAGUUAAAGGUUAUAAUACUGAAGAAAUCGAACAAUAUGCUAAAUUAGUUGAACUUGGUGAUCCUGAUUUCAUUGAAGUUAAAGGUGUUACCUAUUGUGGAGAUUCGGAUGCCAGUAAUUUAACUAUGGCUAAUGUUCCAUGGCAUGAAGAAGUAGUCACGUUUGUUCGACUACUUUGUGAACGUUUACCGCAAUUUGAUUUAGCAUGUGAACAUGAACAUUCAAAUUGUCUUCUACUUGCGAAUACUAAAUUUCGUAUUGAUGAUAAAUGGCAUACAUGGAUUGAUUAUGAAAAAUUUCAUGAAUGUGUUGCUAGACAUAAGGCUACGUCGGGUGCUGAAACAUUUACUUCGUUGGAUUAUAUGGCUGUCACACCUGAUUGGGCAGUGAUUGGUUCAAAUGAACGCGGUUUCGAUCCGAUCGAUACCAGAUGGUAUCGAAAAUCUACAGCAAAGAAAAACUUGUCUGGUUGCUAA